This is a messenger RNA of Tetranychus urticae (two-spotted spider mite), 3026 nucleotides long. It is a transcript of the gene Actbeta, whose product is annotated as inhibin subunit beta. Gene Ontology annotation, molecular function: cytokine activity; growth factor activity. The record is from RefSeq and is a predicted model, not a curated record. Lineage: Eukaryota; Metazoa; Arthropoda; Arachnida; Trombidiformes; Tetranychidae. Gene Ontology annotation, cellular component: extracellular region.
ACUACUGUUAAUUUUUAUGCAAAACACACUUUGAACCAGCCACUUGCUUUACGAAGAGAAACAAGCGGUAAAAUUGAAGGGCCGGUCUCCACAUUACAACUUGCCAUCUUUAUUUUGAAAAUUGUUUCUUCAAUUUUUUCAAUUAUUUCAAUCAAUUGCACCUAAUAGAGGGUUUACAAGCUGGAGGUGGUGGUGGUGACUGUUAUAAAAAUUGAUCACUGGAUGGAAAAGUGAUGAAGUCCUCAACAAUCUUAUGGUUUCUCAAUAUUGGGACAGCUAAUGGUAAAACAUUUCUAUUGUUAACCCUGGUUCUAACCCGGUUCACUGUUAUUGGUAAGACUACAUUGGAUGCUGGUAAAAUUUCUGGUGCUAAUCAACAUUACCAUCAACAUCAUCAUUACCACCACCAACAUAGCCAUCAUUCCCAUCAUCGUCACCACCACGAGAUCACAAGUUCACCCAAUCAACAUCACCAUGAGAAAAAGCUGACCCACAACCAGGAGAUUGAUCCUGUAAAGCAAAAUUUGGUCAACAGUGAUAAUGAUUUAACCUGUGUUAAGUGCUCCUCUUUUGACCAAGAUUUGUUUAUUAAGUUGAAAUUAGAGGCAAUUAAGAGCCAAAUUUUAUCUAAAUUACAAUUGAAAAGUCAACCCAAUGUAACUUCACAAUUACCCAGAGAACUGGUCUUGGAAGCUCUAAAAGAAUCCGAAUCUAAUCUAUUCCAUCAAGGUGUUAUAUCAUCACCUUCCACAACAGCCAUGCUAUCUCCAAUAAUAAAAUCAUCAAAAUCAUCAACCACCUCAUCUCAUCCAUCAGUACAUUCACGUUCAUCUUUAGCCUCAUCUGUUCCAAGUUCCCAUGGAUAUACCCAGUCACUUUCAAGUCAACCUCAAGCUGGAAAAGGUCUCAAGUCUAAUGAAUAUACUGAAUAUAAUAAUGAUAAUUAUGAAUCACCCGAGACAAGUGAUGAUUAUUAUGGAACUACAUCGGAAAUUAUUACCUUUCCUGAACCAGGGAUGAAAAUCAAUGGACAUACGCUACUUGAAUUAACCCCACCAAGUAAUAACAUCAAUUCACUAGAGGUCACAUCAGCAAGUUUAUGGAUUAAAUUGAGACCAUGGGAUUCAAAUAAAAGUUCAAAACAAUCGUCGGAAAACCAUAGUAUUAAUAUAUUUGUAUUUGCUGUUCGAAACAUAUCAAAAGAUAGGAAAACUGUUGUAAGCAAUAAUGAAACCUUUGCACCACCGUCAUCAUCCAAAUCACCAUCAUCAACAUCAUCCACAUCGAAUAUUUAUUUUGAACAGAUUGUUAAGAAAAAAUUGUCUGUAUCGCCAGGAUGGAAACAGAUUGAGAUUGCAAAUGAGAUACAAAGAUGGUUUUCAUCAGCAUCAACAGCUAAAGAUAAGUUGACUUUAAUGGUUGACUGUUCAGGGUGUGAGGGUAAAGUUAGAUUUGUACUUUUUGAUUCCAACAACUCACCCAACAGUAAAUCAAGCAAAUCAACUAAAUCAAAACAGUCUGGUAGCAACUCAAAUAAAACGAACGGAAAAGAAUGGAAAACACGAAAUAUCUCAACUAAACAGUCACAUUCUUCGUCAUCUUCAUCUUCAACUUCAACUUCGACUUCUACAUGGUCAGGAUCUCAAUUCCGUCCUUUUCUGGUUAUCAAUACUAAACCUAAAACCGUUAAAAGGAUAAAGCGAGAUAAUUUGCCAACCUGUGAUACCGAUUUCAAACACUGCUGUAAACAAUCAUUAUACGUCAAUUUUACCGAAUUAGGUUGGGACAAUUGGGUUAUUGCACCACAAGGAUAUUAUGCUAACUAUUGUUACGGCGAUUGUACCAAACCAUUGAAAACACCCGAUGUAUUUGCUUAUUAUCAUGCCUAUAUAAUCGAUAGAUUCCGUCAGGUUAAUCCAUAUGCUUCCAUAUCACCAUGUUGUGCACCAACUCGUCUCUCAGCCAUGUCAUUUAUUUACAUAGGACCUAGAAGUAACAUAGUUAAAGCUGAUCUACCUAAAAUGAUUGUUGAAGAGUGUGGCUGUGCUUGACAGAUCUUAUCAUUCAUUUUCAUCUUCAUCUUCAUCACCAUGAUCAAUAGAAUCACCAUCACGAUAAACUAUUGUCAUUUACAUAUCAUUAUGUUCAUAACCUGUCAUAACAAGUCUCAUCCUCAACAGUACUUGAUGCUUCUAUUUCCUAUCCAAUUUAACAUCAUCAUCAUCGGAUUUCUUGGUGACUUUAGAAGCUGUUAAAACUGAAUCAGGAAAAGAUUUUUUCUGAGAUGGAUGAAUACAUGAUAGCAUAGACUUCUUUAAUCAAUAAUUAUAAUAAAUUAAAUUUAAAAAGACACUUAGGAUUUGCUAAUUAUAGAUGAAAAUAAUGAUUUCCCAGGAUUGAACCACAAUUAUAUGGAAAGAAAAAUUGAACGAAGACAAUAAUUACAACAAGAUUGACACGAACAUUUUAAAAUCAGACAUCAGAGUUUUACGAUUGAUUAUGACGACGCACAUUUGGUGACAUAAAAAGACAAUAUUACCUGACUAAUUUUCAACAUAAAUGACCACAAGAAAUGACACCUUGCAGCACUUUUCCUUCAUUAUUAAGUGAUAAUCAAACUAUUGUUGAGAGCAGUUUUGUCUCAUCUUUUUUUCAUCAUUCAAUCAACCAAUUUUUGCAAAUAUGCUUGUGAUUGUAUUAAUAGUUCACCCAGUGAACAUAAUUUAGACACUUAUCCUAACUUUCAUUUUUCAUUUUAGGAUCAGAUGAAUUAAUUAUUAAUUAUAAUCAAGGCCAGAGCAUUAAAUGCUCAUUACAUUAUGGACCAAAAUUUGUUAGCUUGUGACUUAAAAAGGUAAUAAUCAAACUGAUGGUUUUACCUGAAAGGCUAAUCACAAUUUGAAUAAGUGGCAAUAUUAAUAAAGCAGUGAUGUGUUUACAAUUUUAAGAUCAAAUUUUGUUUAACUUAUUCACUUUUGUGCAAAGAUCAACAAAAGUUGCGAUAAUAAAGACAAAUUUAUCAAUUU